This is a messenger RNA of Monascus purpureus, 1530 nucleotides long. The record is from the annotation of a GenBank genome assembly. NCBI's taxonomy places the organism in Eukaryota, Fungi, Ascomycota, Eurotiomycetes, Eurotiales, Aspergillaceae.
AUGCAAGAGUUCUCCCAAGGAUUGAAAUGGGCACAGCCAGAACCCACAUCUCCCGAGUACGAAUACAUAAUCGUCGGCUCCGGUGCAGGCGGGGGACCCUUAGCAGCUAACCUCGCUCGACUCGGUCGGAUCGUGCUCCUCCUCGAGGCGGGCGAUGAUCAAGGAGAUAAUCUAACUGCAAGUGUGCCGGCAUUCCAUGCCUUUGCCACGGAAGACGCGGCCCUCCGAUGGGACUUUUUCGUUAAGCACUAUGACGACGACGAACAGGCCGUCAAGGAUCCGAAGAUGACGUGGGAAACGCCCGAUGGGAGCGUCUAUAUUGGCCUGCAUCCUCCAUCUGGAUCGCAGCAGAAGGGUAUCUAUUACCCCCGGGCUGGAACGUUAGGUGGCUGUACCAUGCAUAAUGCGCUGGUGGCCGUCUUGCCGCCGGAUGCCGACUGGGAGUAUAUUGCCCAGAUCACGAACGAUCAGUCAUGGAACCCGCAAGCGAUGAGACGGUAUUGGGAACGGCUUGAGAGGUGCCAAUAUCUCCCCGACGGGACCGCGGGCCACGGCUUUUCAGGCUGGUUGGAGACGGAGCAUACCGAUCCAGAGAUGUUAACAUCCCAGGAACCGUUUAUCAAGGCUGCCAUGAAGGUUGUAUCUGCGCACGGGCCUGGGGAUAGUCAAACCGAGAUAUAUGACGAUAUAAACAGUCUGCAUCCCAAGAGCUUGACCGGAGUGUACAAGAUCCCCUUGUCGAUGAGUAAACGAGGUAGACGCAGCAGUCCUCGAGACUACCUCGUUGCCACGGCCAGUGCGAGAAAAGAAGACGGAUCGAAGAAGUACCACCUCCAUAUCCGCACGAAAUCUCUCGUAACCAGGGUUCUCUUUAGUGAAAGUGCCGAAAAGCCACGGGCCGUCGGCGUGGAGUUUUUGGAAGGCAAGAGUCUCUACAAAGCGGACCCAAGGUAUAUUGAGCAUCGACGUCCCCCCAUGCAUCGGGUGUAUGCGUCGAGGGAAGUGAUCCUAGCCGGAGGAGUUUUUAACACACCGCAGCUUCUCAAACUGAGUGGGAUCGGUCCGAAGGAGGAGAUUGAAUAUUUUGGGAUUCCACCCGUGAUGGAUCUUCCCGGUGUUGGAACCAAUCUCCAGGAUAACUAUGAAUACGCCGUGAUUAUCCAGUCAGACAAGGUCAUCUCUGCGUAUAGGAAAUCGCUGCUUGGCUACGCCGGGGACGCAUUGUUGGAGCAAUGGGUCUCCGAAGGUACUGGGCCAUACAAGGCUAACGGCGACUCGAUUGGGGAUGAGGAUGAAGUCCGAGGUCAGCGAGAAUGGCGAGCUGGAUAUCUUCAUCUUCGCAGGGACCAAGGCCUUCUCCGGCUUUUUUCCAGCCUGGUCGAGGUCAUUUUCGGCCUCGAUCAACAGGUUCUGUUGGAAUAUACUCAAGGUGCAUCCUCGCAACUCCACCGCCGGGACGGUGAAGUUGCGCUCUGCGAAUCCUCAAGACAUGCCGGAGAUAAAUUUCCGAUAUUUCGACGGACGCCAUGA